Molecule: messenger RNA, 417 nt
Organism: Psylliodes chrysocephalus
Lineage: Eukaryota; Metazoa; Arthropoda; Insecta; Coleoptera; Chrysomelidae
Source: the annotation of a GenBank genome assembly
AUGAGUGUUAUCUGCAAAUAUUGUAAUAAACUUUUUACGCUUCAGAGCAAUUUGAAUAGGCACUUGAAAAAUGUUCAUAACCGAACAGAGACUAACAUUAUUUGUUAUGAAUAUAAUAUACAUUCAAAUAAAUGUUUAGAAGGAUGCCAUGCAUCAUUUAUAAAUAUUAUGCAGUUAAGACAGCAUUUUACACAGGCACACAAAAUAGAUUUUGAGGAAAAAACUUUGAACUUCGGCAAUAUAGAAGGUGUGUAUAUUGUUUUUUUUAUCUUAUUUUCUUUUGUUAAUUCAUAUAUUUUGUUUUUAGAAUUCGAAAAUUGGCUUUUGGAAUUAACUAAAAUUAAUAAUGUGCGAUAUGUCAAACAAAAGACAAAAAAACUGAUGCAGUGGAUAUUACUUAUUCCUUUGAAUAAGUAA